Messenger RNA from Tachyglossus aculeatus (Australian echidna), 1098 nucleotides. RefSeq names its product prostaglandin E receptor 2 (gene PTGER2). Gene Ontology annotation, biological process: adenylate cyclase-activating G protein-coupled receptor signaling pathway; inflammatory response; positive regulation of cytosolic calcium ion concentration. NCBI's taxonomy places the organism in Eukaryota, Metazoa, Chordata, Mammalia, Monotremata, Tachyglossidae. Gene Ontology annotation, molecular function: prostaglandin E receptor activity. The transcript has 2 exons. Bases 1 to 1098 code for a protein of 365 amino acids. Gene Ontology annotation, cellular component: plasma membrane. The record is from RefSeq and is a predicted model, not a curated record.
AUGGGUGGGAAGGGGGCAGCCUCGCCCCUCUCCACCAUGAACCCCCCUUCCUCCUCCUCCUCCUCCUCCUCCUCCUCGUCGUCGCCCCCGAAGGACUGUGCCAGUCGACAGUGGCUGGCAGGCGACGAGAGCCCGGCCAUCAGCGCGGUGAUGUUCGCCGCAGGAGUCCUGGGCAACCUGGUGGCCCUGGCCCUGCUGUCCCAGCGCUGGUGGCGAGGGGCCCGGGUGGGCGAGCCCUGGCCCGCCCGCCGUCGACAGCCCAUCUCCCUCUUCCACGUGCUGGUGACAGGCCUGGUGGUCACCGACCUGCUGGGCACCUGUGCCAUCAGCCCCGUGGUGCUGACCUCCUACGCGCGCAACCGGACCCUGGAGGCCCUGGCACCCGCCCGGAGGCUGUGCAGGUACUUCGCCUUCGCCAUGACCUUCUUCAGCCUGGUCACCAUGCUGCUGCUCUUCGCCAUGGCCUUGGAGCGCUGCCUGGCCCUGGGCCACCCGUAUUUCUACCAGCGCCGGGUGACCCGCCGUCGAGGCCUGCUGGUCCUGCCCGUGGCCUACGCCCUGUCGCUGGGCUUCAGCUCCUUGCUGCUGGUCGACGUGGCCCAGUUUGGGCAGUACUGCCCUGGGACCUGGUGCUUCCUGGACCCCCAGGAUACCGGCUUCCUGCACGUCUAUGCCACCCUACUGCUGCUGCUCAUCGUGUCCGUCCUGGCCUGCAACCUGAGCUUCGGGCUCAGCCUGGUCCGCAUGCAUCGGCGGCGACACCGCGGCCUCCGGGCGAGCAAAGGCCAGUGGGCCUCCGUGGCCCAAGAGGCCGACCACCUCAUCCUCCUGGCCAUUAUGACCAUCACCUUCGCCGUCUGCUCCCUCCCUUUCACGAUUUACGCCUACAUGAAUAAAACUUCCAUAAAGGAGGGAAACUGGGAUUUGCGAGUGCUGAGAUUUUUAUCGAUGAACUCCAUCAUCAACCCGUGGGUCUUUGCGAUCCUCCGGCCCUCCGUGCUACGCCUGGUGCGGUCUGUGCUGUGCUGUCAGAUUUCAUUUAGACCCCAAGAAGCCCCCCGGAAUUCCCUCCCCGUGCAGUCCAAAGCCGCAGAAUGA